AUGUCGUUACGAGGAGCCCGCAAGGCGAUAUACCGCACGCCGCACCAGAUCAUUGGGCGCAAGAGCGGCGAUGACCAGCUGAUCAAGAACUGGGAGCACGACCUGCAGUCGGCCGUUGCUGGACUGGAGUUCCUAAUUGUGCAGGAGCGCAAGUGGAGCAGGUGUUUUGCCAGCAUCCUUGAUAAUCUGCUGGGGAGCAUGAACACGUUCGAAGAUAUUCAUGCGCCGGUGACGAUGAAGGCCAAGGACAACGAGGAGGACCUUGUUUACGACGAGAACGAGGAUUUCUCGAACGUGACGGUGAACGAGAUCCGCCAGGCCAGACGGCUGUUCCGGAUCAUCUACGACCAGGUCACGCAGCGGAUUGAGACCAGCAAGGACACGUUUGUGGAGCAGUGCGAGGAGAUGAAGGACCAUAUCCGGUUGUCGUUGAAACUGAUCACGAAGCGCAACCACAAGAAGAUCGACUACGACAUGUACCACAACUCCGUGGACAAGCUGCUCAAGGCCAACAGCUUCAACGAAAAGGACAAGACCAAGCUGGAGACGUCGAAGGGUCAAUUGGACGACAGUCGCACAAUCAUGUACGAUCUGGACGCCAAGGUGAAGCUGAUUGUUCCGCAGGUGCUGGAGACGUUGUCGGAGUUUAUCCACAAGCUCACGUUGAAGUUUUACUACCAAAAUAGAGACAUAUUCAAGUUUCUGACGCAUAACCUGAGCAAAUACGCCGAGUUGCAAGGCGUGAUUGUGCACAAACAGGAGACAGAGUACGGGAACAUCGAAAAUAGCUGGCACGAAAAGAUCCAGCAGGCCAAACAUAAGCUGGAGUCGUUGGACUUACUUAACGACUAUAAAAAGUUCCAGGAGAAGAACUUCAUCGACAAGACCGGGCAGCAGGUGAACCACUUCACGGGCCAGGUUGUUGGGUCUGCGAUCGACUUCACGAGCUCGUUGUACACCAAGACGGUGAAUCCGCACCAGCGGCUGAACUUGCGCACGUUCAGCAUCGACAACCCGGUGCGUCCUGCGACGCGGGACGGGAUCUUUGCGACGGCUGCCGACCCGCUGUUGUACGUGAUGGACGAGACCGCGGCGAUGGAGGAGGAAACGGACGACGAGGACUCGCACAGCUGGCUUAAGCCGUUGUCGCUGGAGAAGCGACACGAGGGCAGCACGACCCCAGAAAGCGUGCCCGUGACGCCAAGAACGCCCAGCACGGCGCUCACGUCGCCCACGGUCGACCAGACAACAGAAACCGCGCGGUACCUGGCUGUUUCUGUGGAGGCCAUGAAGACGCGGGUGCGCGACGCCAUCACGAAGCCUGCGCUCGAGGUGGCGCCGGUGACGCGGCUCUCGUCGCCCGACGCGCUCGAGAACCCGCUACGGGAGCUUGUUGGUGCACAAUCGUCGCUGGCUGCGGCGCUGAUGAGGUAG
Messenger RNA from Ogataea philodendri, 1434 nucleotides. RefSeq lists its product as uncharacterized. The transcript has a single exon. Gene Ontology annotation, molecular function: lipid binding. Gene Ontology annotation, biological process: plasma membrane tubulation; actin cortical patch localization; endocytosis. Lineage: Eukaryota; Fungi; Ascomycota; Pichiomycetes; Pichiales; Pichiaceae. Gene Ontology annotation, cellular component: mating projection tip; medial cortex; actin cortical patch. Bases 1 to 1434 code for a protein of 477 amino acids. The record is from RefSeq and is a predicted model, not a curated record.